Molecule: messenger RNA, 495 nt
Organism: Myodes glareolus (Bank vole)
Lineage: Eukaryota; Metazoa; Chordata; Mammalia; Rodentia; Cricetidae
Product: protein VCF1-like
Source: RefSeq, a predicted model, not a curated record
GCCUCUGUUACUAGUCACAGGUCAAAAGGACACAAGAGUUAAUAAGCAAAGACAACUCAUCUAACUUGGAGCAGUUAUUUCAGAGGAUAAGAAAAUGAGCCUGGACAGGAAAAGGGUAAGAGAUGACAAUGAAGAGGACAACUACGAUGACCCUCAUUCAAAGAGGAAUAAGAAGGACCAGGCCUUCCAGGACCCUCGCACUAUAGAGUCGUCAAGCAGUGAUAAUGAAAGAAACCACAGCAGCAUCAAUAACCCAGUACGAGGAAGUGUACCAGAAAGCAGCUUAAACCAGAACAUUGCUGAACGUUACUCCAAUAUCCCCGAGUUCUCACAGGAGGACUAUGCACUGUGCCAAGGCCAAAGUGCUUACUCCAUCAUUAACCAGAUCUUGAAGGAAGCCCAUUUCUACAGCCUACAGCAGAGAGGACAAUCACCGACGUGAUGACCUGGGUGCUCCUCCUCUCUUCUUUAUAAAAAGCAAUGACAUUGACACAA